Messenger RNA from Corylus avellana, 2304 nucleotides. RefSeq names its product nitrate transporter 1.5 (gene NRT1.5). The record is from RefSeq and is a predicted model, not a curated record. Gene Ontology annotation, molecular function: transmembrane transporter activity. Lineage: Eukaryota; Viridiplantae; Streptophyta; Magnoliopsida; Fagales; Betulaceae. Gene Ontology annotation, cellular component: membrane. Gene Ontology annotation, biological process: transmembrane transport.
CCCCCACAUUCCUCUGCUCUCACAUCCCCUGCAACUUCAAGCUCAUUCAUCAAUGGCCUGCUUAGAGCUGUUCAAAGAGGCUAAGUUCAAAGAAGAUCAAGAAGCAUGCACUUUUGAUGGAAGCGUUGAUUGGCAUGGCCGCCCUGCAAUCAGAGCAAAAUCUGGACGAUGGGUUGCUGGAAUUAUCAUACUUUUGAACCAAGGUCUGGCUACCCUAGCAUUUUUUGGGGUGGGAGUGAACUUGGUGUUGUUCCUGACAAGGGUCCUGCAAGAAAACAAUGCUGAUGCCGCUAACAGCGUGAGCAAAUGGACUGGAACUGUCUACAUCUUCUCUCUGGUUGGCGCUUUCCUUAGUGAUUCCUACUGGGGAAGAUACAAAACAUGUGCAAUAUUUCAGCUCAUUUUUGUCAUGGGUUUGAUAUCACUAUCACUAUCAUCAUACCUCUUCUUGGUCAGACCUGGAGGAUGUGGGGAUGGAAAAACUCCAUGUGGUACCCAUUCAACCAUGGAGAUGGGGUUAUUUUACUUCUCCAUCUACCUUGUUGCUCUGGGAAAUGGAGGGUAUCAACCUAAUAUUGCUACAUUUGGAGCUGAUCAGUUUGAUGAAGACGACAGCAAGGAAGGACACUCAAAAGUUGCCUUUUUCAGCUUCUUCUACCUGGCUUUAAACCUUGGAGAACUCUUCUCCAACACCAUAUUGGUGUUCUUUGAGGACAAAGGGAUGUGGGCCUUAGGAUUUUGGGCAUCUGCAGGAUCUGCCUUCGCAGCAUUGGUCUUGUUUCUUGUUGGUACGCCAAGGUACAGGCACUUCAAGCCAAGUGGAAACCCUCUCUCCAGGUUUUGCCAGGUCCUAGUUUCUGCGGUGAAGAAAUGGAGGUUCGAGAUGCCGCCAACUGCAGAGGGCUUGUAUGUUGCGGAUGGAAAAGAGUCUUCCACAAAUGGCAAUAGAAGGAUACUCCACACCCAUGGAUUCAAGUUCUUGGACAGGGCAGCAUGUAUCACAUCGAGGGAUUUUGAUGACAAGAACCAGGGCAUUCAUAACCCGUGGCGUCUCUGCCCAAUUACCCAAGUGGAAGAAGUUAAAUGCAUUCUGAGACUACUCCCAAUUUGGCUCUGCACCAUAAUCUACUCGGUGGUCUUCACACAAAUGGCUUCCCUCUUUGUGGAGCAAGGUGCUGCCAUGAAUGCUACAAUCUCAAGCUUCAAAAUCCCACCUGCAAGCAUGUCUAGCUUUGACAUACUCAGCGUGGCGCUUUUUAUCUUCCUUUACCGGCGAGUUCUUGAUCCGCUUGUGGGAAGAAUUAAGAAAUCAGAUUCCAAGGGGCUUACUGAGCUUCAGAGAAUGGGAAUUGGCCUUGUUAUAGCAGUGAUGGCAAUGGUUUCUGCUGGAAUAGUGGAGUGCUAUAGACUAAAGUAUGCGAAAAAACACUGCCAGCAUUGUGAUGGUUCAAGCUCCUUAAGCAUCCUUUGGCAAAUUCCUCAGUAUGCAUUUAUAGGAGCUUCUGAAGUUUUUAUGUAUGUGGGUCAAUUGGAGUUCUUCAAUGCACAGACACCAGAUGGGUUAAAAAGCUUUGGAAGUGCACUUUGCAUGACAUCUAUCUCUCUUGGGAACUAUGUGAGCAGCUUGCUUGUGAGCAUUGUUAUGAAGAUCUCCACUGAGGAUCACUUGCCAGGAUGGAUCCCAGGGAAUCUGAACAAAGGUCAUUUAGACAGGUUUUACUUCCUUUUAGCCGCCUUGACAACAGUAGAUUUGGCUCUCUACAUUGCCUGUGCUAAGUGGUUCAAGUGUAUCAAGAUGGAAGGAAGAUUUGAGGAGAAUGAUGAGGAAAAUGACUUCACUGCAUAAUCCAUAUGAAAAAGUACUUCAGCAAGACAUAUUAUAAAGGCCUGCAGUACCAGCUUAUAUGAAUAAGAGUGGGAAGGGGUAGCCACAUAAACUGCCAUGUGCCCCUGCUUGAAGAUAAAUGGAGUAAGAGAAAUCCAUUUUCGUCCAAGUGGUCUCUUACAAAUUAAGUCACUUGCAGUCUCUUCUUGCUGUUUCCGCACCAAACUCAAUUGAGUUUUUCUCUCCAUGUUCUUGUAACUAUAUAGCUAGGCUACGUAGAGUUGGGUUUGAAGAGGUGGGUAACCUUUGGCUUUAAGGCCUUCUAGUUCUACCAACAUCUUUCUCAUGAUUUGUUGGUCCCAUUGCUACAUGGGUGUAACAUUUGCUUUCAGAAGUUCUAAUGUAAAAAUGACUUUGCUCUCUGCAACUGCAGAACAUAUCUGUGCAUGAGAGCUGCUCUUUGGGCAUUAAUAAAAGCA